This is a messenger RNA of Mus pahari (shrew mouse), 3347 nucleotides long. RefSeq names its product sodium/potassium-transporting ATPase subunit alpha-2. Gene Ontology annotation, molecular function: P-type sodium:potassium-exchanging transporter activity; ATP binding; ATP hydrolysis activity. Gene Ontology annotation, cellular component: membrane. The record is from RefSeq and is a predicted model, not a curated record. The coding region runs from base 116 to 3178 and encodes 1020 amino acids. The transcript is spliced from 23 exons. Gene Ontology annotation, biological process: proton transmembrane transport; intracellular sodium ion homeostasis; intracellular potassium ion homeostasis. Lineage: Eukaryota; Metazoa; Chordata; Mammalia; Rodentia; Muridae.
GACUGUCUCUGUCUGUCUGCCAGGGUCUUCAGCUGCCCCAGACAGGCGGUGUGUGGUCUUGGGAUCCUCCUGGUGACCUUUCCAGCCUAGGUCCCCUCAGCCACUCUACCCCAAGAUGGGUCGUGGGGCAGGGCGUGAGUACUCUCCUGCCGCCACCACUGCGGAGAAUGGGGGCGGCAAGAAGAAACAGAAAGAGAAGGAGCUCGAUGAGCUGAAGAAGGAGGUUGCCAUGGAUGACCACAAGCUGUCCUUGGAUGAGCUGGGCCGAAAAUACCAAGUGGAUCUGUCUAAGGGCCUCACCAACCAGCGAGCUCAGGACAUUCUGGCUAGAGACGGACCCAACGCCCUCACUCCACCCCCCACAACUCCUGAAUGGGUCAAGUUCUGUCGUCAGCUUUUUGGGGGCUUCUCCAUCCUGCUGUGGAUUGGGGCACUCCUCUGCUUCCUAGCCUAUGGUAUCCUGGCUGCCAUGGAGGACGAACCAUCCAACGAUAAUUUAUAUCUAGGUAUCGUGCUAGCAGCUGUAGUUAUCGUCACUGGCUGCUUCUCCUACUACCAGGAAGCCAAGAGCUCCAAGAUCAUGGACUCCUUCAAGAACAUGGUGCCUCAGCAAGCUCUGGUCAUCCGAGAAGGAGAGAAGAUGCAGAUCAAUGCAGAGGAGGUGGUGGUGGGAGACCUGGUGGAAGUGAAGGGUGGAGACCGUGUCCCUGCUGACCUCCGGAUCAUCUCUUCCCACGGUUGCAAGGUGGAUAACUCAUCCCUAACAGGGGAGUCGGAGCCCCAGACCCGUUCCCCUGAGUUCACCCACGAGAACCCCUUGGAGACGCGCAAUAUCUGCUUCUUCUCUACCAACUGCGUGGAAGGCACUGCCAGGGGCAUUGUGAUUGCCACAGGUGACCGGACAGUGAUGGGCCGCAUAGCCACUCUUGCCUCUGGCCUAGAGGUGGGACAGACACCCAUAGCCAUGGAGAUUGAGCAUUUCAUCCAGCUGAUCACAGGGGUGGCUGUGUUCCUGGGUGUCUCCUUCUUCGUUCUGUCCCUCAUCCUGGGCUACAGCUGGCUAGAGGCAGUCAUCUUCCUCAUCGGCAUCAUCGUAGCCAACGUGCCCGAAGGGCUUUUGGCCACCGUGACUGUGUGCCUGACGCUGACAGCCAAGCGCAUGGCUCGCAAGAACUGCCUGGUGAAGAACCUGGAGGCCGUGGAGACGCUGGGCUCCACAUCCACCAUCUGCUCGGACAAGACGGGCACCCUCACCCAGAACCGCAUGACAGUUGCUCACAUGUGGUUUGACAACCAGAUCCAUGAGGCUGAUACCACAGAAGACCAGUCUGGGGCCACUUUUGACAAACGGUCCCCCACGUGGACAGCCCUGUCUCGGAUUGCUGGUCUCUGCAAUCGUGCUGUCUUCAAGGCCGGACAGGAGAAUAUCUCUGUAUCUAAGCGGGACACGGCUGGAGACGCCUCUGAGUCAGCUCUGCUCAAGUGCAUUGAGCUGUCCUGUGGCUCAGUGAGGAAGAUGAGGGACAGGAAUCCUAAGGUGGCAGAAAUCCCCUUCAACUCCACCAACAAAUAUCAGCUCUCCAUCCACGAGAGGGAAGACAGCCCCCAGAGCCAUGUGCUGGUGAUGAAAGGCGCCCCAGAGCGCAUCCUGGACCGAUGCUCCACCAUCCUGGUACAGGGCAAGGAGAUCCCUCUUGACAAGGAGAUGCAAGAUGCCUUUCAAAACGCCUACAUGGAGCUGGGAGGACUCGGGGAACGAGUGCUGGGCUUUUGUCAGCUGAACCUGCCUUCUGGAAAGUUUCCUCGGGGCUUCAAAUUUGACACGGAUGAGCUGAACUUUCCCACAGAGAAGCUCUGUUUUGUGGGGCUCAUGUCCAUGAUUGAUCCCCCCAGAGCAGCUGUGCCGGAUGCCGUGGGCAAGUGCCGAAGCGCGGGCAUCAAGGUGAUCAUGGUGACCGGGGAUCACCCCAUCACAGCUAAGGCCAUUGCCAAAGGUGUGGGCAUUAUAUCAGAGGGUAACGAGACUGUGGAGGACAUUGCAGCCAGGCUCAACAUUCCUGUGAGUCAAGUCAAUCCCAGAGAAGCCAAGGCGUGUGUAGUGCACGGUUCAGACUUGAAGGACAUGACGUCAGAGCAGCUGGAUGAGAUCCUCAGGGACCACACAGAGAUUGUCUUUGCCCGGACCUCUCCUCAACAGAAGCUCAUCAUUGUGGAGGGGUGUCAGAGGCAGGGAGCCAUUGUGGCAGUGACUGGUGACGGGGUGAAUGACUCCCCCGCGCUGAAGAAGGCUGACAUCGGCAUUGCCAUGGGCAUCUCCGGCUCCGAUGUCUCUAAGCAGGCGGCUGACAUGAUCCUUCUCGACGACAACUUUGCCUCCAUUGUGACAGGCGUGGAGGAGGGCCGCCUGAUCUUUGACAACUUGAAGAAGUCCAUCGCGUACACCCUAACCAGCAACAUCCCUGAGAUCACUCCCUUCUUGCUGUUCAUCAUUGCCAACAUCCCCCUUCCGCUGGGCACUGUGACCAUCCUCUGCAUCGACCUGGGCACAGAUAUGGUUCCUGCAAUCUCAUUAGCAUAUGAAGCAGCUGAGAGUGACAUCAUGAAGAGGCAACCACGAAACUCCCAGACAGACAAGCUGGUGAACGAGAGGCUCAUCAGCAUGGCUUACGGACAGAUUGGCAUGAUCCAGGCCCUGGGCGGCUUCUUCACCUACUUUGUGAUACUGGCAGAGAACGGGUUUCUACCGUCGCGGCUGCUAGGGAUCCGCCUGGACUGGGAUGAUAGGACUACCAAUGACCUGGAGGACAGCUAUGGACAAGAGUGGACCUACGAGCAGCGGAAGGUGGUGGAGUUCACAUGCCACACGGCCUUCUUCGCCAGCAUCGUGGUUGUGCAGUGGGCUGACCUUAUCAUCUGCAAGACCCGUCGCAACUCAGUGUUCCAGCAGGGCAUGAAGAACAAGAUCCUGAUUUUUGGGCUGCUAGAAGAGACGGCUUUGGCUGCCUUUCUGUCUUACUGCCCGGGCAUGGGGGUCGCCCUCCGGAUGUACCCACUCAAGGUCACGUGGUGGUUCUGUGCCUUUCCCUACAGUCUCCUCAUCUUCAUCUAUGAUGAAGUACGGAAGCUCAUCCUACGGCGCUAUCCCGGGGGCUGGGUGGAGAAGGAGACCUACUACUGAGCUCAGCGGCCAAGGAAGAACGAGGGGGGGGGAGGUGGGGUGCUCCGGAGGGGUUGCUGGGGGUUGUGACGAAGGGAGGGGUUGGGGAGUCAGAAGGAGGCACCUGAGGGAACUAAGAUGGCAGCCUUGGGUAAAUAAACUUGAGGAGACUGAUCCAGCUUCUCCAUAG